AUGUCCGCCCCAGUCCCAAAAAUAGAAUUCGCCCGCCCAACGGCACCCCCACCACCUUUCCAACCACAGGACAAGGACAACGUCCAAGGAGAGAGCGCAGCAUCAGCACGUUUCUCUCUUAAGGGAAAAGUGGCUAUUGUAACCGGCGGCUCCGGCGGUCUCGGCCUCGAAACCUGCCGCGCGCUCCUCGAGCACAGUGUAGCGGCAGUCGUGCUACUAGACAUAAACGCCACCAUCGGCGAGGCCGCAGCAGAAGUUCUACGCAACAACUAUCCAACAGGCACCGCGACCUUCGCCGCAGUCGACGUGACAAACACAGAAGCCGUGACCACGGCUGUCAAUGCGGUGGUGAAAGUGUGGGGUGGUGUGGAUAUACUUGUUGCGUUUGCGGGUAUUGUGAAGUCUGAAGAUGCGCUUGAUAUGAGUCAGGCUGCGUGGAAGAGGGUGCUGGAUGUUAAUCUGACGGGGUCGUUUAUUUGUGCGCAGGCGGCUGCUAAGGCGAUGGAAGCGGGUGGUCGUGGGGGGUCGAUAGUGCUCAUUGCAUCGAUCUCCGGCCAUGCAGCGAACUUCCCGCAGCCGCAUGUCAACUACAAUGUCUCCAAGGCCGGCGUGCUAAUGAUGGUCAAGAGCCUAGCGGCGGAGUGGGGGCGCUAUGGCAUCAGGGUAAACUCAAUUUCGCCAGGAUAUAUGAAUACUGUGUUGAAUGAAGGAGACGGGCUAAAUGACCAUCGGAAAAUAUGGAUUGAGAGGACGCCGUUGGGUAGAAUCGGGGGUGUUGAUGAGUUGAACGGUACUGUAAUUUUGCUUUGUAGUGAUGCUGGAAAGUUUAUCACCGGGACAGAUAUCAAGGUUGAUGGUGGAAUUUCGGCCUCAAUUUAG
Morchella importuna is the source of this 879-nucleotide messenger RNA. RefSeq lists its product as uncharacterized. The record is from RefSeq and is a predicted model, not a curated record. Lineage: Eukaryota; Fungi; Ascomycota; Pezizomycetes; Pezizales; Morchellaceae. Gene Ontology annotation, molecular function: oxidoreductase activity, acting on the CH-OH group of donors, NAD or NADP as acceptor. The transcript is spliced from 4 exons. Bases 1 to 879 code for a protein of 292 amino acids.